AAAACAUUUGCCAUUAUAUAAUGUUUAAUUUCAGUUUGUGACUGAUUGUGGGAAGUAAAGCAGCUCUUUUGACCUACGAUUUUUAAGUGUGAACCAUAGACAUGGAUCAAGAUUACCUUGCAUUUUUUGACAAUAUAUCAAAAUACAAGCAAAAGGAAAGGGAAAAUCGUGCCAAGCUAGAAGUGAUGAGUUAUCUUCGUGAAAUUUCAGGCAGAAAGUACGAUAAGCCAGUUUCCCUGGCAGAUUGGGAUGAUAAGAGCAAUUUGGAACAGGAGAUAGUGGACCAGAUGCGCCACAUUGGAUUCAAGCCAUGGACAGAAAUCGCAGGGCCAGUGCUCCUGGAGGAACCCCUUAAUUCCCAACAGGGUUUACCUGUCUUAAAAAAUUCUAUCGAGCUGAGCACCAAUUAUUUUAAGCCUUAUAAUAAGAAAAACAUCUUGCCGGGAUAUGAAUCUUUUGAUCGUCUGGGAAAUCUAAUUUCCAAAUAAUAAAACUAUAAACCU
This is a messenger RNA of Drosophila rhopaloa, 503 nucleotides long. RefSeq lists its product as uncharacterized. The record is from RefSeq and is a predicted model, not a curated record. The transcript is spliced from 2 exons. The coding region runs from base 102 to 488 and encodes 128 amino acids. Lineage: Eukaryota; Metazoa; Arthropoda; Insecta; Diptera; Drosophilidae.